This is a messenger RNA of Cyclopterus lumpus (lumpfish), 345 nucleotides long. RefSeq lists its product as uncharacterized. The transcript has 2 exons. NCBI's taxonomy places the organism in Eukaryota, Metazoa, Chordata, Actinopteri, Perciformes, Cyclopteridae. Bases 1 to 345 code for a protein of 114 amino acids. The record is from RefSeq and is a predicted model, not a curated record.
AUGGGAGCGCUGGAGAAGGAGGAGGACGCUGCUCCUCCGGAGGAGAAGAAGAAGAAGAAGAAGAAGAAGAACUCCAAGGAGGUGUUCUUCUCCGUGCUGCCGGAUCGAUACGAGCCUCUGAUCGAGGAGGCGGAGGAGGAGAAGGAGGAGACGCCAGAGGAGAAGAGGAGGAGGAAGAAGAAGAAGUACAAGAAGUACAGGAAGAACGUGGGCAAGGCGCUGCGCUACAGCUGGAGCUGCCUGGUGCUCGGCCUGCAGAACAUGGCCUCCGUCUACUCCGCCCCCCUCUCAGCCGUGUCCAUCGUGGUGACGGAGGUCCGCCGCACCGCCGGCAGCAAAGCAUGA